AUGCCUCACGCGGAGCUCCAGAUGUGCUCGAGCCAGUGGCCCAUCGGCUGCCCUGUGGAGGUCUUCAGCGAGCACUUCGGCUGGCGAACCGCGCAGGUGAUGGAGCAGGAGGGGCAGGACCGCAUCUGUGUGGAGUUUAUGUCCCCACAAGGCUACUGCUGCCGGAAGCGCGUCGCGCCGCAGACCCUGCGGCAUUUGGACGACCUAGAGCUCCAACCGGACGAGACGGACCCCGAGCUCUUCUUCGACGACUGCCUGAAGAUGGUGCGAGGCACUCAGGAGCCUCCGGCGCCCCGACUCGUGAACUGCACCUGCGUGCGGUGCGGCAACACGAAGGCCACCAAGGAGGAGGGGGCCACCAACUACAAGUGCCCCAAGUGUGGUCGGAGAUGUGAGAAGUGCAAAGCGUUAUACAUUCCCGGCAAGCACUAUGACUGCGGCAUGGCGAAGGCAUGGGCUGAGAUGAAGAACGGCCACUUCCGGCAGUACUGGAAUGCGCGGGCGCGCGUGGCCAAGGAAUUGAAGGAUGAGAACAGCGAGGUCUUCAGCAUUUGCCCCGCGUGCUUGCAAGGCAUCAUGAAGGAGGACGAUGACCAGUGCGACCACAUGACCUGCUUCAACUGCGGCCACGAGUUCUGCUUCGAGUGCCACGCGGAUCGCACGGCCAUCAAAGCCCACGGGAAUCAUCACCACGAGCAGACCUGUCGAUACCACUUUGUCUACUUCGGGCGGGACAAGUUCAUGCCGGACGAGUGCCGACAGUGCCGGAAAGAGAACUCUCUCUGCAUCCGCCCGGGCGGGCAGCGGCUCUGGGAUGAGCUGGGAGAGAAAGUGGCCAAAGGGGAGCUGGACGAGCGACGGAUUUACAAGGAGAAUGGCCACAAGGUGGAGUGGUGA
Molecule: messenger RNA, 897 nt
Organism: Effrenium voratum
Lineage: Eukaryota; Dinophyceae; Suessiales; Symbiodiniaceae
Source: the annotation of a GenBank genome assembly